Pantherophis guttatus is the source of this 5784-nucleotide messenger RNA. It is a transcript of the gene QTRT2, whose product is annotated as queuine tRNA-ribosyltransferase accessory subunit 2. The record is from RefSeq and is a predicted model, not a curated record. Lineage: Eukaryota; Metazoa; Chordata; Lepidosauria; Squamata; Colubridae.
CGUUACGAAAAAAUCAAAAGCCGUAACGGAAACGGCGUGUUAUUGUGUGCGGGGAUGUGUGUGUUGAUGUGAAGAUGAAAUUAAAUCUCUGCAAAAUAGUUGAUGGCUGUCGCCUUGGGACACUGACAAAUCUCGGCAAGAAAGCGGUUCAGUCGAUGGAAAUUCCAGGGUGUCUGCUUUAUACCAAAAUGGGAACAGCACCACACCUUACCCAUGAUACACUACACAGUGUUCAAGGUGUUCCUGUGGUUGCCCAGAUUUCACUUACAACACUAACAGAUCUUCAAGAGGUCUUGCAGGAAUAUAAAGAAGGAAUUGGAAAAUUCAUAGGUAUGCCAGAAUCAAUAUUAUAUUGUUCCCUUCAAGACCCUGCUGUUUGUUCCCCUCAUGGCUACAACAGCAAGAAGGCUGUAUCUAUAUGGAACAAUAGAGGACGGAAAGAACUCACAGCAUCAAAGUUCAUGGACAUCCAAAAGGCUAUCCAGCCAGACUGGUUCCAGUGUUUAGCAGAUGGAGACACUAUUUCAGGAGACAUAUCCAGAAAGAAAGCCAGGAAAUCUGUAGAUCGAUCAUUGUGCUUUUUGGAUGAAUGUCUACAGCUGCAAGAAAAUUCUCCAGAAUUGAAACAGAGUUUGAUGAUUGGGGUUAUCGAAGGUGGAGAUGUGUUGGAGGAAAGACUAAGAUCAGCCAGGGAGACUGCCAAAAGACCGGUGGCUGGAUUUCUUUUGGAUGCCUUUCAAGGAAAUACCAUGACUAAAGAGACUAAAUUGGAGCUCUUAACCUCAGUUACAGCUGAGCUGCCAGAAGAUAAACCAAGAUUAAUCCAUGGAAUUGGUAAACCAGAUGAAGUUCUGGAGUGCAUUAAAAGAGGAAUAGAUAUUUUUGACAGUUGUUUUCCUUAUCAGGUGACAGAACGACACUGUGCUUUGUCCUUCAGUUAUGAUUAUCAACUGAAUCCUGAAUCAGCAGAUAUAAAAGAAGAUGGAAAAACAGAGGUGAGGAAAGAUGAUGAAAAAACAAAAGAUGAAACAUGCAGUGAAGCUCAAGAAAAGACUUCAUUUGAAAUACAUUUGAGAGAAAUAAAGUACCAGGAUGAUUUUAAUCCUUUAGUAAAUGGAUGCUCAUGCUACUGCUGUCAAAACCACAGUCGUGCCUAUAUUCAUCACCUCGUCAUGACCAAAGAGCUGCUGGCUUAUGUACUUCUUAUGAUGCAUAACUUUCAGCAUUACUUUAGCUUCUUUUCUUCUAUCCGAAAUGCUUUGAAAGAAGAUAAGUUGGAUCAGUUAAGCAAGAUUAUCAGCAGACAAGCCCUCUGAGGUCAGAUAUGUAAAAAAGCAGAUUCCCCAACCUGGCUUCCCCUUCUGGAUCAAGAUUAUGGAGAAGAGCUGUUAUACCAUGAGGGUAGAUACCCAUGAUAAAAGAAAAUCCAUAUUUUGCCUGCUCAUAUCUCAUAUCUGAGUAUAAUUUUCUAAGUCCUUAUAAUUUUAGGAAAGAUUGACAUUUUCCCCCCAGAGAUAUUAAUCUUUGAAAAAGAUAAAAAUAAGGAUAUUCUCUAGAAGAAUUCACAUACUUUUCUGAAUUGUAUUAACUUAUGGACAUUUGAACUGCAAUGAGAAGAAAAGAACUAAUCGGAACAAUGGGAAAACAAUUCUGCAUCUAUUUGAGAUACAGGUGUACUACUAUUGUAUAUUAAUUUUUUAUUAUUAUUUUUAAAUAUAUCAGGAAGAGGUGACAUAUAGUAGCUAAAAAUCAUAGGAAAAAUAGUUCCUGUUAUAAAUUAUGUCUCACUUGGACACUUCUGAUGGUGGAAAGGUUUUAAAAUAAUGCAUUCCUUAAAGUCCUCUGUGUUCUUGUUAGAUAGAGAGCUUUUUUCAUACGUUGUAAGCUGCUUGUUAGAGACCCUGAUUUUAAUAAUAUCAAAAGAUAGCUGUUUUAUCUCGAGGGUAUGGAUUGCACUCUUUCAACAAUAUCCUUUUACGAUAAUGUUUUGGGAGGGGGAUGCAUAAGGUUUUGAUAGUAAAAGCAAAUACAACAAAUUAUGUAUUUCAGGUUUCUUUAGAUUAUUUGGUUCAACUUUCUUUUCUACUGGAUUUUUAUACUAUAUUUGAAUGUCAAAAAGUUUUUAUAUUAUUAAAUUUAUUAUACUGCAUGGGGAACUUUAAUAAAACCCUUAAAUUUUUGUAUUAUAUCUGGGAAAUGCAGUAAGGCAUGAGGGAGAGAAAGAGGGAGGGGCUCAUAAAAUAGAGAAAAACUGUGAGAGUGGGAAGACCAGGCAAGAUGAUCCUGCAAAAAGCCAAUAACUGGAUAGAUAGACUGAAUUUGUCAAGAACAAAUCUUAAUGGACUUACCUUAUCUCAUGUUUUGAUUGGGUAUUCAAACAUGUAACACCACUACAGUGUGAGCUGCAUUGGUUACCUGUGUUUCCAGAUGCAAUUCAAGAUUCUGUUUGUUAUCUUUAAAGCUCUUCAGGCUUGGGACCAGAUUACUUAAAACCAUCUUCUUGCAGUGAUUUCUACCUGUCCAAAUUUGUCUGAUAGGUUGAGCAUGCUAAAGGUCCUGUCAGCCAAGGAAUGUUGGCUGGCAGGGACUAGGAGAAAACUUUUCUUGCCGUAGUCCCUACCCUCUGGAACAUUCUCCCUUCAGUUAAGGAUGGUCACUGCAGAGAAGUACCACCAAAUGUAUUUCCUUAAUAGAUGAAACUCUAAAGAUCAGGGGUGUCAAACUCAAUUUUAUUGAGAGUUGCAUCAGGGUUGUUUGACCUUGCUGGGGCCAGGGUGGGCAUGGCCAGCUUGAUGUUACUCGUGUCAGGGGCGCCUGUAGUGGCCCAAGCGCUCUGCCAGUGAAAAGGGGCUCCCGAGCUCCAUUUUCAGCCGUGAUGGCCUCCUGCAGCCCUAUGCCAGCAAAAUUGGAGCUGGGGGGGGGGUUCGUGCACAGCCCCCCCCAGCUCCAUUUUCGCUGGCAGAGGCACCGUGGGCCGGUCCUUCGCUGUUUCCAGGGUGGCCUUGCAGGCCAGAUUUAAACAACCUGCUGGCCGGAUGCAGUCCGCAGGCCUUGAGUUUGACACCCCUUACUAUAGAUGAUGAGUCAAAUAGAGGUAACUGGGGAGAGGUAGUCCUUUAAAUAACUUGGUUUCAACCAUGUUGGGCUUUAAAGUUCAAUUACACCCAGAAGCAAAUCAGCAAUCAGCGCAGCUCCUGUAAAAGGUGACAGGUACACAGAUUUCACUUGCACAAAAUUGUGUGGACCACUGUUUUGAGCCAACUAAAACUACCAGGUACUCUUCAAAGGUAGUCCCAUGUAGAGCUCAUUGCAAUAGUCCAAAGGAGAGGUGACCAGGGCACAAGUGACUUUGAGAAGGGCCUGGUGAUGAAUGGAUAUAACUGGGACACAAUACACAGUUGUGCAAAGGCUCUCCUGACCAUUACUGCCACCAGUAGUUGUAAGUCCUGGAGAACCCCCAGGUUUUGAACCAGGUGUCUGGGGUACUGCUGUCCAGUCCAGAAGAUGGCAAUACUUCAAGAACCAAGGAACCCUGCAUCUAAUACUAUUCCAUCUUGCCAGGGCUCAAUUUUAACUUGUUGCUCCUCAUUCAGACCUCAACACCCUCCAGGCUCCAAGAGAGGACAGUUACAGCAUUGGAGUUAGUUGUUCUGGAAAUUUCAGCAAUGCAACUACAGAAAAACCUACUCAGUGGAAAAGACACAACAUCCCCAAUCACAGCUUUCAUGUGAAAUGACAGUACGUCUAAAACGAUAUCUAGGUCUCAUUUCUAAGCUUGACUAAGCUUUGGAAAAUCAUGUAGUUGUUAAUUUGUACAAUAAGUAAUCUAUACAUGCAAAUGGUUUUAAUUUUUUUACUGAUUUCACUGCUGAUAUUUUUAUAGUGCCUGUCUCCAUGUAUAUGAUUUCCAGAGUGAUCUUUGUUAACAUCUCAUAACAAAAAGAAAAAAGAAAAAAAGAUUACGGUUACCUCCCCUCACAAAUGUUAGAAAAUAAUGAGAAUCCUUUCUGUGAGAAAUUUAUUUUUAUUUAUUUAUUUAUUAAAUGUAUAUUGCCGCCUAUUCGCCAUGGUGACUCAAGGCGGCUUACACAAUAUAAAACUACAGUUAAAACAGUAAAACUAAUUCAAAAAUCAAAUAAAUUAAUAUAAUAAAAUCACCUCCCACCCCAGCAACAGCAGAUCACACGAGCCAUUUAAUGGCUCCCGCUCUGGGUUCUCCAGGCCCGCUGGCAGAACUAGGUCUUCAGCGCCUUCCAGAAGAGUAUUAGAGUGGGGGCCAUUCUAAUCUCUGGGGGAAUGAUGUUCCAGAGAGGGUGCCACCACGAGAAGGCCGUUCUUCUGGGUCCCAUCAGGUGUAUCUCCCUCGGGGAUGGGAUCCGCAACAUUCCCUGCCUCCCCGCUCUGAUGGGUUGGGUAGAUGUGAUCGGCAAGAGACAGUCCCUCAGAUAACCUGGUCCCAAGCCAUGAAGGGCUUUAAAGGAAAUGCUACAUGGCUGAGGCUAUUCAGAAGCUAACAGGUCAGAUAACAGGUGUAUAAACAAUUUUAGGAAAAUUAGGUAAUAGUAUAAUAUAACCUUAAUAUAAAUUCUGAACAAUAGUCCCUGAAUCAAUAGUCCCUCUCUGGAACUAGUUACCUCCUGAGGUCCGGACUAUCCCCACCCUAUUGGCCUUCCGAAAAGCGGUGAAGACCUGGCUUUUCCGGCAGGCCUGGGGCCGUUGAUCUGGCUCUUGAUCUGGCGUGAUCCGGCCAUGAAUGGCGUGAAUGAGUUUUUAAUGUUUUUAAUUUUAAAAUGUUUUUUAUAAUGAUUUUUUGAAAUGUAUUGUGAGCCGCCUUGAGUCUUUGGAGAGGGGCGGCAUAUAAAUUGAAUUAAUUAAAUUAAAUUAAAUUAAAUUAAAUUAAAUUAAAUUAAAUUAAAUUAUAUCAUCAAGCCACAUGAAUAUUGUUCAACUUCUGGAAUUAUUUCAGGGAGGAUAGUGAGUAAAACAAGCUACUAUUCUUCCUGGAAAAGCCACUUGGGACUAAUACAAACUACUACUACUAAAAAUACUGCACUGAUGCAAAUUUGAUUUAAUAGAUAUUUUAUAGUCUGCCAUAAUGAACUGCAUGUUUACAAUCAAUUCCAAUUCUUCAGAAUCAAAGCCCUAAACAAUGAUAUUAAAUGAUAGACACAAAAUGACACUAGUAAGAUUGCAGAGUAGCCAGCACUUUUAUUUAUUUUAUUUAUUUCGAAUUUGAGGGAGCUGGGGAAAUAUUCCAACUAUUGAGAACAUGUGAUACUAUGAGAAUAUAUUGAGGUUAAAGACAUUCCCAUUAAUAUGCAUGCAGCUGGAGAUUUGCACAUUGCAAUGUGCCAACUUCUAAUAAAUAUUUAUUUUAAAAUUAAAAUAAUUAUUUAAAAAAUAUCAAGUUGUGGAGCAAAUAGUCUGGGGACAAAAGGGAAGACUUCUGAGGCAUGGUGGAGGCCUUGGACACUGCUGCCUCCCCACAUAAAGUUUGAACAUUAUAUAGUCAAUUUUUAGUCAAGGUUUUCAGAGGAAUGGCACUACUAUAUGUAAUGGAAUUACAUAUUCCAAAGCUUUUAUAUUUGAAUAACAAACAUCGCUGUGUUUACAAUUAUCAGAACUGAUGGAAUGUGCACUGUAGUUCUACCAAAGCAUCCAAGGAAUCUGUGGAGGCUGAAUGGAUUUAAGAAGCAACAAUUUUAUGUAUGUUCAGUUCUGGAUGUACCCAAAUUGUAACAUAGGAUUGUAUUGUAAAUAAAUUAUCUAGAAACAUCACUGACA